Molecule: messenger RNA, 1371 nt
Organism: Penicillium paradoxum
Lineage: Eukaryota; Fungi; Ascomycota; Eurotiomycetes; Eurotiales; Aspergillaceae
Product: MATE family efflux transporter
Exons: 3
Coding region: 1-1371 (456 amino acids)
Biological process (GO): xenobiotic detoxification by transmembrane export across the plasma membrane
Cellular component (GO): membrane
Molecular function (GO): xenobiotic transmembrane transporter activity; antiporter activity
Source: RefSeq, a predicted model, not a curated record
AUGAUCUCCGACGGGCCCAUGGAGUCCUCCCCGUUGCUGCGCGACAUUGACCCCGAAGCAGCAGACUGUUCCAAAAAGACAGGAUGGCGACAAGAAUUGGCCAUUAUAUCGCGAUAUUCAGCCCCGCUCAUGGUAGCACUGGUGCUUCAACAUGCAUUGACCGGUUCUAGCAUUUUCAUGGUGGGCCAUCUCGGGAAACGAGAAAUCGGGGCCGGGCUGGCCACCUGCUUGGAUACUCUAUGCCCUCAGGCAUAUGGAUCGGGGAAGCUGCCUUUGGUUGGGCUGCAUGUGCAGCGACUGACGCUGUUCAUGCUCCUCCUCACGAUCCCAAUUGGAGUGUUAUGGUACCAUGCGGAUCGGAUUUUUCUGCUCAUUCUACCAGCUGAAUCACACGAGACUGCCUUGCUGGCUGGAUUGUAUCUGAAAAUUGCCAUAGCGGGAGCCCCCGGUUACGCUUGCUUUGAAUCUGGAAAGCGGUUCUUCCAGGCACAGGGAUUGUUCAGUGCUAGUUUGAUCGUUCUGAUUAUAUGCUCUACAUUGAAUAUUUUCAUGGGCUGGUUAUUCGUCUGGAAACUGCAAUGGGGCUUCAUUGGCGCACCCAUUGCCGUCGCAAUUGCAAACAGUCUUCUACCAGUAUUGCUAGCUCUCUAUGUUAUCUUCAUCAAGGGCUCUGAAUGCUGGCACCCCAUUUCUGCCGAGAUGUGGCGCGACUGGGGUCCGAUGUUGCGACUUGCCAUCCCAAGUUGCUUAAUGAUUGAAGCUGAAGUCCUCGCAUGGGAAAUCAUGACAAUUAUUUCUUCGCGUCUAGGUGCAACCGAACUCGCCGCCCAAGCUGCCAUGUCAACACUUGCAGACUUCGCAUUCCAGAUCUCAUUUUCCAUCGCCGUCGCCGGUGGCACACACAUUGCCUAUCUGCUAGGAGCAGGCGCCCUCAGACGCGCGGCAACAGCAGCCAACGUGAUGCUCUUUGCUGCGCUCGGUGCUGGUUUGACAAAUAUGCUUGUCAUCUUUGCGCUCCGGGGUGUGAUCCCGGGUCUAUUUAGCGAUAUCCAUGAAGUCUGGCAUUUGAUCUUCUUUCUGCUUCCACUGGGAGCUGUUGUUCAGAUAUCCGACGCCCUGGCUACUUCACUCAAUAGCUUGCUGCGGGCUGUGGGUAGACCGGAAGUGGGUGGCUAUGUUCAGCUUUCGAUCUAUUACCUUGUGGGAUUGCCUUUGGGCAUUGCGCUCGCAUUUGCCUUGGAUUGGAGCAUUUUCGGACUGUGGUGUGGGAUUCUUACUGGGCAAGCGAUUAUUGUGGCGAUCGAGGGCCUUUAUUUCUGGAAAAUGGUGGACUGGGCGAAGGCAUCCCGAGAGGCUAUGGAACGGAUGUGA